GCGCGUGAACGUUCUUUUUUUUUUUUUUUUUUUUUUUUUUUCAAAGGGGAAAGCGAGACUAGAGGGAGGUUGACUGGCGCGAGAUCAGUGGCAUGGUCAUUCUAUUUCUAUGGAGACAUCCUGCUGACUCUCAGAGGUGAGUGGAUGAAAAGGUGACGGCGGUGCUCCUGGACCCGUUACGCACGCGAAGCCCUGGGUUCCUUGUUUUUGUGUCAAGACAGCGGAAACAAUCUGGUAUAAUUUCUCCAAAGUAGCUCACUGUCGUUCUUCUGAAUCUAAUCUGGCAAAGAAGUAACCUCCGGAAAGUGAACAUGCCUCUGGCACAACUAGUUGACCCUUGGCGAAAGAUGGCAAUCGGGAGUGCGGCGAGCGAGACGGAGCCACAUCACCUCUUGGAGGACUCUAUGGGAGAAGAUGAAAAUGUACCAUGUCAAGAAGAAGUGACUGUCAAAGAGAUCAGCAUCACACACCAUGUUAAAGAGGGCUCAGAAAAGGCUGACCCACAGCAGUUCGAGCUCCGCAAGGUGCUUGGACAGGGCUCCUUCGGAAAGGUAUUUUUGGUGAAGAAAACAACAGGCCCUGAUGCAGGACAGCUGUAUGCAAUGAAAGUGCUGAAGAAAGCCACCCUGAAAGUACGAGAUCGGGUCAGGACUAAGAUGGAGCGGGACAUCUUGGUGGAGGUUAAUCAUCCCUUUAUUGUUAAGCUACACUAUGCAUUCCAGACUGAAGGAAAGCUUUAUCUUAUUCUCGACUUUUUAAGAGGCGGGGAUCUUUUUACUCGACUGUCAAAAGAGGUGAUGUUCACAGAGGAGGAUGUGAAGUUUUAUCUGGCUGAACUGGCUUUGGCUCUGGACCAUCUGCAUGGACUGGGCAUCAUCUACAGAGACCUCAAACCAGAGAACAUUCUCCUGGAUGACGACGGCCACAUAAAGCUGACAGAUUUUGGACUCAGUAAGGAGUCAAUUGAUCAUGAAAACAAAGCAUACUCUUUCUGCGGGACGGUAGAGUAUAUGGCACCAGAGGUGGUGAACCGAAGAGGACACACUUACAGCGCUGACUGGUGGUCUUAUGGUGUACUCAUGUUUGAAAUGCUAACCGGAACGCUGCCCUUCCAAGGCAAGGACCGUAAGGAAACCAUGACCAUGAUUCUGAAGGCCAAGCUUGGAAUGCCUCAGUUUCUGAGCUCAGAAGCUCAGAGUCUCCUCAGAAGCCUUUUCAAACGAAACCCUUCCAAUAGAUUAGGUGCUGGUCCAGAUGGGGUCGAAGAGAUAAAGAGACACCAGUUUUAUGCUAACAUUGACUGGAAUAAAUUAUUUAGAAGAGAGAUGUACCCGCCCUUCAAACCAGCCUCUAGUAGACCAGACGACACAUUCUACUUUGAUCCAGAAUUCACAGCAAAAACUCCCAAAGACUCACCAGGUGUACCCCCUAGUGCCAAUGCCAAUCAACUCUUCAGAGGUUUUAGUUUUGUGGCCAUAACCUCAGAAGAGGAGUCUCAACCCAUCCAGAGCAACAGUAUGAGCUCUAUAGUUCAGCAGCUCCACAGAAAUGUGUCUCAGUUCAGUGACGCAUACGAGGUGAAGGAGGAUAUCGGAGUUGGCUCGUAUUCCAUCUGCAAACGCUGCAUACAGAAAAGCACAGGCAUGGAGUAUGCAGUAAAGAUAAUCAAUAAAGCUAAAAGGGAUCCAACGGAGGAGGUGGAAAUUCUGUUACGCUAUGGACAACAUCCAAAUAUAAUCACCCUGAAAGACGUAUAUGAUGAUGGGCGCUCAGUGUAUCUGGUGACAGAGCUGCUGAAGGGUGGAGAGCUGCUGGAUAAGAUCCUCAGACAGAAGUUCUUCUCAGAAAGGGAGGCCAGUGCUGUGUUGUACACCAUCUCAAAGACUGUGGAGUACCUGCAUGCUCAAGGGGUGGUUCACAGGGAUCUGAAGCCCAGUAACAUCCUUUAUGUUGAUGAAUCUGGGAAUCCUGAGUCCAUCCGGAUUUGUGACUUUGGCUUCGCCAAGCAGUUGAGAGCAGAAAACGGUCUGCUGAUGACACCCUGUUAUACUGUUAACUUUGUGGCCCCAGAGGUGCUGAAGAAACAGGGUUAUGAUGCUGCAUGUGACAUCUGGAGUCUAGGUGUCCUUCUGUACACAAUGUUAACUGGAUUUACUCCAUUUGCUAAUGGCCCAGAGGACACGCCUGAAGAGAUUCUGGCUCGAAUCGGCAGUGGGAAGUUUUCUCUUACAGGUGGAUACUGGAAUUCGGUUUCAUCUGAGGCCAAGGACUUGGUUUCAAAGAUGUUGCAUGUAGACCCCCAUCAGAGACUAACGGCUGCCCAAGUGUUAAGGCAUCCCUGGAUCGUUCACAAAGACCAGCUCCCCAAAUACCAGCUGAACAGACAUGAUGCCCCCCAUCUGGUUAAGGGGGCGAUGGCUGCUACCUACUCUGCCUUGAAUAGGAAUGUUCCUCCAGUGCUGGAGCCCGUGGGCUGUUCUAUUCUCGCUCAGCGCAGAGGGGUGAAAAAACUGACCUCCACUGCUCUAUGAGCACAUACCUACCACCUCCAACCUCUAGCUUGGUUUGAGCACAGCCUAAACUCGGCUUGCUUGCUGCCCACCUUGCGUCAAGGCCUUGGAGCCAAGCGUAGAUUCAGAGGACCCCUGGUGGACAAUCAAAAUCUUCCUUCUGUGGUUAAAACAAGGGCCAACAAAAAUGUUUCGCCUGUCCAAUAAUUGCUGCCUCCAAUCACAAACUGCUGAAGCAUCAGGACAGUUCUGUGGACUUCAUCUGAAGAGCAAACACUUGAGUACAGUAUUAUACAUUAAUAUAAACAUGCUGUAUCUCAGCCAUUAUAUUAAGCUAAGAAUGUAAUGUAUUCAGGGAGGAUGGGGAUUUUACAGAGGGAACUUGUGAUAUUGUAACAAAUUCCAACAGUUAUAGGCACCGACGUGUGCUGCACACAGUUGGGAAAAGCUCCAGUUGUAUGGAGGUGUUGUAUGUGGGAAAAGUUCUGAGCUUUGGAAUCAACACUGAAUAUUCAAAUUAAAUUGUAUUCUGUUCUAACUUAAAUCUGUUGCACUUGUCCCCUUUCUCAAAUCAGGAAAGCCACUGAUGUCCCACCAAAUUAUAAUUGCUAUGGUUUUCCCCAGCAAAAUUUAUUUUCCUAUUAAUCCUUGAACAAACUGGGAGGAAACCCUCUUAGCAGACCCAAUAACACUGAAAGACAAUUCACUUUUGUCUGAAUGGUUGUAAGACAGCUGCUAGUGUUAGCUUAAAGGGAUGGUUCACCCAAAAAUGAAAAUUCUGUCAUUUACUCACCUUCAUGUUCUUAAUGUCUUCUGUGGAACAUGAAAGGAGAUUUUAGGCAGAAUUACAUCCUCAGUCACCAUUCACUUUCAUUGUAUGGAGAGAAAAAAAAAAAAAAAAAGCAAUGAAAGUGGAUGGUAACUAAGGCUAACUUUCUGCCUAACAUCUCCUUUUUGUCUUCCAUGGAAGAAAGUCACAGAGAAUAACAUGAGGUUGAGUAAAUAAUUUGUAAUUUUUGGGUGAACUAUCCCUUUAAUGUAUUCUUUUUACAGGACAACAAUGUGAAAGAGGUCCAAAGCACAAUAUUGCAGUGGAAGCCAACAUGUAAGUAGCACAGAAUAUCAAAUAGAGAACUCAGGUGAAAUACAAUACAUAAAUAAGCUGGAAAGGAAAAUGUACACAGCUGUAUCGCCUCACCUAAAAACCUGAUGACCUGUGUAUUUGUUGUAUGUAGGAAAUUAUUGCUCAGAGAUAUAUGUAGUGACUUUAUGGAGUGACUACUCACAGCCUUGACAUAUUUUUAUAAAUGUGCAUGGGCAAGAUGUGAUAUUAGCUUGUAGCUUUGUGGAAGUGGAUGUUUAUGAGCAUGAUUGAGGAUUUCCCCUUCAUUUUUAACCACUUCUAAUUCCUUGAAGGUUUUUUUUUCUUCUUCUUCUUUCUUCUGAGCAAGUUUAAAUUUGUUGUACAUUUUCAUUUAAUCUCAGUUUUAUUUUUCCUGUCUUGGAAGAUUGCUGGAAAAAUUUUGCUAUCCAUGUAAGCAAGCUGCUAUCCUGUUCAUUUUGUACGUGUAGAAAAUAAAGUUGCAAUUUUUA
This is a messenger RNA of Myxocyprinus asiaticus (Chinese sucker), 4103 nucleotides long. RefSeq names its product ribosomal protein S6 kinase alpha-3. Gene Ontology annotation, molecular function: ATP binding; magnesium ion binding; ribosomal protein S6 kinase activity. Lineage: Eukaryota; Metazoa; Chordata; Actinopteri; Cypriniformes; Catostomidae. Gene Ontology annotation, biological process: intracellular signal transduction; protein phosphorylation. The transcript is spliced from 22 exons. The record is from RefSeq and is a predicted model, not a curated record. Bases 312 to 2531 code for a protein of 739 amino acids.